Messenger RNA from Fusarium redolens, 846 nucleotides. RefSeq lists its product as uncharacterized. The record is from RefSeq and is a predicted model, not a curated record. The transcript has 2 exons. Lineage: Eukaryota; Fungi; Ascomycota; Sordariomycetes; Hypocreales; Nectriaceae. Gene Ontology annotation, molecular function: protein binding. Bases 166 to 768 code for a protein of 200 amino acids.
CUCGAAAGCUGGCCCGGUGAGGAAGACGAACUCAGUAACUAUCUUAAAAUCCGGGAAAAUUCAAGGUUUGGGAAAGAAUUAUUCUGGACUGGUCCUGAGAUCAAAAAAGAUCAAAAAAAGCGUAUUGCCGAAUACAGAGGACAAUUAGUCUCCACUGGCGAGCUUAUGCAUCGAAGAGAGGAACAAGAUGGCGAUAGUAUCACUAAGGGACACUUCAACUUUGAGGUCAAAUCUCUAUCAGGGCCUGAGAAACUGUGGCUUGAUUCAACAUACAAAGGCAGUGCUGCGAGGUUUGCAAACCAUAGUUGCAAGCCAAACUGCAACGUAAUCGAGUUUCUGGAUGGCCAUGGCCCCAGGCUGUUCCUCGAAACGGUCGAGCGUAUCAAAGUUGGAGACGCCAUUACCAUCAAAUACGGCAGACGGGUUCCUCCAACAUCUUUCAGGGUCACGGUUGGUCCAAUGAGGCAUGAUGAACCAGUCUGCUAUUGCGAUCAUGAAACAUGCCAGUGGCGGCUGUCUGACGCGAUACGCAAUUUGGAAACUUGGGUUCAAAAAGUGCCAGAGAAUUGGUCUAGAGAAAGAAUGGCAGAGGAACCCUUCCCUCGAGCCAUUGUAUUAAGCCUUCGGGGUGCCAGCCACACAAUUAAGGUUCAUGAUGGAAAUUGCGAACUUGGGAAUGAGAAGUUAACACUGUCGGAUGCUUGCGGUAAGGUCCUGCCUUCUCUUCUGCAAAUGCUAGGCCCGACCUUGGAUCAGAAUGGUAAUUAAACUCACGUGCUGGAAAAUAAUUAUUUUUUCUAAGAGCUAAUAACUCUUUACCUGGUAGCUGGUGUAAACCUCUAAUAG